Molecule: messenger RNA, 1743 nt
Organism: Microplitis demolitor
Lineage: Eukaryota; Metazoa; Arthropoda; Insecta; Hymenoptera; Braconidae
Exons: 3
Coding region: 941-1390 (149 amino acids)
Source: RefSeq, a predicted model, not a curated record
UAUAUAAUAAUUAAAUUAAGUCUCAAAGAAAUUACUUUUCAUCACCAGUGUCUUAGAGAAUAAGUUUAAUUUCAGCCGCGUGUCCGGUCAAAACGAGUCGACCUACUCUCUGAGAUCUAUUUCCCGCAUUUCAGAACCAGCGAUAUAAUAAUUAUAAUUUAUAUUUAUAAUUAAUAAUUAAUUAUUGAAUCGGGAAAUUUUGUAACUGUGGUUCGUGGCUACUGGACACGAAGUAGCCAAGGUCACCGUUAUAUUAUUUCUAAAGAUAUUGAUGACGAUAAGUUAAAAAAAUAAUAUUUUAUACCAUUUCUUUCGGAUAAAUAAUAAUAAAAUGUACUAAAAUAUGUUCAAAAUCAUUCCAACUGUUAGUCUUAUUGGUCUCUCUUGAUCACCUCAUAAUUAAAUGCAACUUCAUCUUUAAUUUAAAUAUAAAUAAAAGAGCUGAUUCCAUUUUGAAAUUGAUCUAUAUAUCAAGAGGUUGAAAGUUAUAUUUGUAUAACUAUUUUUUAUACAAAAUUUUAUUUUAAAACAUUCUCAAAAUCUACCUGACCAAUCGAAUUUAAAUUCAUAGGGCUUCUGUUAAAUGUAGAAUCCUUUUAUAUUCCUUUGUAUCAUUUCAAUAGGACGGUUUGCUUAAAAGUUUUAAGAUAUUGAAACACAUACAUACACGCGCAGAAAUCCAUCUGGAAAUCAUCAGGAUAGCUUCUUAGGACUUAAAAACGUCAAAAUUUGAUAAAAACUCAAUUUUCGAAAAUCGGACUGAAAUCAUUAACUUCCCGAAUUUUCAUUGCGGGAAGUUAAAAAUUGUCCUAGGAUUUAAAUAUUAUCCAACCAUUGACAAAAUUGGUUGUUUCUAUUUAAUACCGGUCUCUUUGCGUAACGUCUUCAGAACAUAGAAAAAAAAAUUAUGGUUCUUCUAUCCAUGAUAUUAUAGUAAAACAUGUGUAGUAGCGAGUACUCGAUAUGUGCUAAAGGGCACUACAUAAAUAGUACUGAUUUUACUAUACGUGUGGUUCAGGUUAUUCCAAGAUAUAUAAGAUGCUAUGAACGUCGAGCUCACGGUUGUCCUGCUCGGGGAAAAAUAACAAAUGAUGAACUUGAUUUAUCGAUCGUUCAUAACCAUGUAAGAAAUCCUCAGUUGCAGAAAUAUUGCAUCUUUCAAGAUGCAUUGUUUAUUGCGGCAACGGCACGCCCUUAUAGAUCCCUGAAAGUUAUAUUUGACCAUUUGAGUGUGCAAAAUCAUGAAGCAGCGUCACAAUUCACAUGGCGGAAAAUGCAGCCGCUUAUGGAAAGUUGGCGCCGCAGUGACCGACCACCUCGUCCACCGAUUCCAAGCAAUCUACAACAGUUUGCCGAUUUUUUAAACAUGCCACAGUGGGCCUAUAAUUAACUUUACUAUGAAUAAUUUUUAGUUUUAAAUAAUUCACCAGAAAUAAUAAAUAUAAUCAUAAAUUUUAACGAUUUGAGAAAAAUCUCUGCUCCAAUUUUUUAAAUGUACAUCAAUAAUAAAUUAUGAAGCAGAAAAAUUAAUUAUUUAAUUAAUAAAAUUUUACUGAAGUAAUCAUUACAGAAAAAAAAAUUAAUCAGUUGAUAAUAAAAUAAUUGCACAUUAAAUUUUUGUCAAUAAACAAUUAAAUUAUUGCACUUCAGUUUAAUGGUACGGUGUUACAAAUUUUUUUUAAUUAGUUGGAUUUAUUUUUUAAUUAAUGAACACGGGGUAAUCGAUAUUCACAAUCGAUAUAA